This is a messenger RNA of Taeniopygia guttata (zebra finch), 4096 nucleotides long. The record is from RefSeq and is a predicted model, not a curated record. Lineage: Eukaryota; Metazoa; Chordata; Aves; Passeriformes; Estrildidae.
GGCCCGGGCGGCGGCGCCUGCGCAGUCGGGGCGCGGGGGGGGGCCGGCUCGGGUCCGUGUCGCUGCCGCUUCCUCCGCCUGUCGCGACAGCAGCGCGGCGAUAAUGGUGGAUUACCACAGCGCGGGGCAGCCCCACCCGUACGGCGGGAACGGGCCCGGCCCCAACGGCGACUACAUGGCCCAGGAGGAUGAUUGGGAUCGAGAUCUGCUCCUGGACCCCGCCUGGGAGAAGCAGCAGCGCAAGACGUUCACGGCCUGGUGCAACUCCCACCUGCGCAAGGCCGGCACGCAGAUCGAGAACAUCGACGAGGAUUUCCGGGACGGGCUCAAGCUGAUGCUGCUCCUCGAGGUCAUCUCAGGGGAGCGGCUCCCGAAGCCCGAGCGGGGCAAGAUGAGGGUGCACAAGAUCAACAACGUCAACAAGGCCCUGGACUUCAUCGCCAGCAAAGGCGUCAAGCUCGUCUCCAUCGGUGCCGAGGAGAUCGUGGACGGGAACGCCAAGAUGACGCUGGGCAUGAUCUGGACCAUCAUCCUGCGCUUCGCCAUCCAGGACAUCUCCGUGGAAGAGACCUCGGCCAAGGAGGGGCUCCUGCUCUGGUGCCAGCGGAAAACGGCGCCCUACAAGAACGUCAACGUCCAGAACUUCCACAUCAGCUGGAAGGACGGGCUGGCCUUCAACGCCCUCAUCCACCGACACCGCCCGGAGCUGAUCGAGUACGACAAGCUGCGCAAGGACGACCCCGUCACCAACCUCAACAACGCCUUCGAGGUGGCCGAGAAGUACCUGGACAUCCCCAAGAUGCUGGACGCCGAGGAUAUCGUGGGCACGCUGCGGCCCGACGAGAAGGCCAUCAUGACCUACGUGUCCUGCUUCUACCACGCCUUCUCCGGGGCCCAGAAGGCGGAGACGGCGGCGAAUCGGAUCUGCAAAGUUCUGGCCGUGAACCAGGAGAACGAGCAGCUCAUGGAGGACUACGAGCGCCUGGCCUCGGAUCUGCUGGCGUGGAUCCAGCGCACCAUCCCCUGGCUGGAGGCGCGGGACCCGCAGAAAACCAUCCCGGCCAUGCAGCAGAAGCUGGAGGAUUUCCGCGAGUACCGCAGGGUGCACAAACCCCCCAAGGUGCAGGAGAAGUGCCAGCUGGAGAUCAACUUCAACACCCUGCAGACCAAACUGCGCCUCAGCGGCCGGCCCGCCUUCAUGCCCUCCGAGGGCAGGAUGGUCUCGGACAUCGGGGCAGGGUGGCAGCGCCUGGAGCAGGCCGAGAAGGGCCACGAGGAGUGGCUGCUGACGGAGCUGCGGCGCCUGGAGCGCCUGGAUCACCUGGCCGAGAAAUUCCGGCAGAAAGCCUCGAUCCACGAGGGCUGGACGGAAGGUAAGGAGGUGGCCCUGCGGGACCGGGACUCGGGCACGGCCUCGCUGGCCCAGGUGCGGGCGCUGCUCCGCAAGCACGAGGCCUUCGAGUCGGACCUGGCAGCGCACCAGGACCGGGUGGAGCAGAUCGCGGCCAUCGCCCAGGAGCUCAACGAGCUGGAUUACUACGACGCGCCGAGCGUCAACGCCCGGUGCCAGAAGAUCUGUGACCAGUGGGACCUGCUGGGCUCCCUGACCCACAGCCGCCGCGAGGCGCUGGAGAAAACGGAGAAGCAGCUGGAGACCAUCGACGAGCUGCACCUGGAGUACGCCAAGCGCGCGGCGCCCUUCAACAACUGGAUGGAGAGCGCCAUGGAGGACCUGCAGGACAUGUUCAUCGUGCACACCAUCGAGGAGAUCCAGGGCCUGAUCGCGGCCCACGAGCAGUUCAAGUCGACGCUGCCGGACGCGGACAAGGAGCGGGAGGCGAUCCUGGGGAUCCAGCGGGAGGCGCAGCGGAUGGCGGAGCUGCACGGGAUCCAGCUGCCCGCCAGCAACCCCUACACCUCGGUCACGGCCCAGGUCAUCAACUCCAAGUGGGAGCGGGUGCAGCAGCUGGUGCCGCAGCGGGACCAGGCGCUGCAGGAGGAGCAGGCGCGGCAGGACUCCAACGAGCGCCUGCGGCGGCAGUUCGGCAGCCAGGCCAACCGCGUCGGGCCCUGGAUCCAGACCAAGAUGGAGGAGAUCGGCCGGAUCUCCAUCGAGAUGAACGGCACGCUGGAGGACCAGCUGAACCACCUGAAGGAGUACGAGGAGAACAUCGUGGAGUACAAGCCCAACCUGGAGCUGCUGGAGCAGCAGCACCAGCUGGUGCAGGAGGCCCUGAUCUUCGACAACCAGCACUCCAACUACACCAUGGAGCACCUGCGCGUGGGCUGGGAGCAGCUGCUGACCACCAUCGCCCGCACCAUCAACGAGGUGGAGAACCAGAUCCUGACCCGCGACGCCAAGGGCAUCAGCCAGGAGCAGAUGCAGGAGUUCCGCGCCUCCUUCAACCACUUCGACAAGGACCACGGCGGCGCCCUGGGCCCGGAGGAGUUCAAGGCCUGUUUGAUCAGUCUGGGCUACGACGUCGAGAACGACCGGCAGCCGAAGCGCCGCACGGACUCCAGCGACUUCCGCGCGCUGCUGGGCGCCGCGGGAUCCGGCCUGGGCGACGCCGAGUUCCAGCGGAUCAUGGCCGUGGUGGAUCCCAACGGCAGCGGCAGCGUCACCUUCCAGGCCUUCAUCGACUUCAUGUCCCAGGAAACCACGGACACGGACACGGCCGAGCAGGUCAUCAACAGCUUCCGCGUGCUGGCCGGGGACAAGAACUACAUCACGGCGGCGGAGCUGCGGCGGGAGCUGCCGGCGGCGCAGGCCGAGUACUGCAUCGCCCGCAUGGCGCCCUACCCCGGCCCCGACGGCGUCCCCGGCGCCCUGGACUACAAAUCCUUCUCCACGGCGCUCUACGGCGAGAGCGACCUCUGAGCGGGAUCCACCGGGAUCCACCGGGAUCCCCCAGAGUCCCCCAAGGAUCCCCCUGGAUCCCUGAUGGUCCCGGAUCCUCAAGGAUCCCCGAGGGUCCCCCAGGAUCCCCUGGGAUCCCUGAGGAUCCUGGAUCCCCUAGGGUCCCCCAGGAUCCCCCAAAAGUCACCAAGGAUCCCUCUGGAUCCCUCCUGAUGGUCCCAGAUCCCCAAGGAUCCUCCAGGACCUUCGAGGAUCCUGGACCCCCAACAGUCCCAGAUCCCCGAGGGUCCCCCAGGAUCCCCAAGGAUUCCCCAGGACCCCCGAGGAUCCCGGAUUCCAAAUGCUCCCAGAUCCCCAGGGAUUCCCCAGGAUCCCCAGGGAUCCCGGAUCGCCAAGGAUCCUCCAGGACCCCCGAGGAUCCCCGACGGUCCCAGAUCCCCAUGGAUCCUCCCCGAGGAUCCCCGACACAAACCCCCCCCCGCCUCCUACUAUGCAACAGUUGAUUGAUUUUGGGAUAUUUCGGGACGCGAUUCCCACUUUUCCCCGGUUAUUUUUGGUAACGGGACGCGGAGAGAGGAAUUCCCAGGAAUUCCCAGGAUUUUCCACGGGAUCGGCGGCGCGGCCCAAGGGUUCCCUCUCCCCUCGCCUUUCCCCCGCGCCUCACACCUAAUUUAUGGCUUUUCCAGAGGGAAAAAUUCGGGGGUUUGGGGGGGUUUUUUUAGGUUUUUUUCACUCACAUUCCCACCUCGGAGCAGCGUUUUGUGGACCAAAAAAUAAAAAGGGGGGGGAAAUAGGGGGGAAUAGGGAAAAAAGAUGGGAAAUACGAAGCAGGGAGAAAUGAGGAAAAAAUUAGGAGGAAAAAUGUGGUCAGAGAUGGAAAAUCAGGGAAAAAAUACGGAGAAAUGAAAAAAUGUGGAAAAAUUAGGAGAGAAAUGAGGAGAAUCGUGAAGAAAUCUGGAGGAAUACAGAAAUAUAUGGGAAAAUAAUGAUAAAUAAAGAAGAGUAUGGAGAAAAAUAAAGAGAGACAUCAUAAGAACUGUGGAAAAAUAAUAAAAAUUAAGAUAAACAAGGAGGAAAAUUAAGAGAAAUCCACCUAAUAAAGCGCCUGAUCCUGGAAAAUUUUGACAGGAAGCAGAAAAUUCCGGUUUCCUUUAUAACUUUACGGAUUUAUUAUAUAAAUAUAUAUUCACGUAGCAGCUUCUUUGUCCUGUAAUUAAAAUAUUGCUGGAAAAAAAA